GCGGCGCUGCCGUUUGAAACACGUCCACAAAGGAAGUAGUUAGAAAGCUAAAAGUUAGCUAACGGGUGCGUUAGGACGGGACAAUUUACUGUUGUUUAAUAUAGAGGACGGUUAUAAUUCGUAUUAUGUGCAAAUGCAGGCGGAGGAAUGUUAAACGCGACAAAAUGUUGAACAGGUACGGUGGCUAGUUAGCCAACAGCGCGCAUGUUGAUUGUAUAGCCUACUGUAAAUAGCAGCACUUUUCCAGGUGAUUGGCUAGGUUGUGUUUAUGCGGUUAAAGACGAACAGUUUCGACUGAUAAGACGCACUUUUCCUUAGCGUUUGGAGUUACUGGUUUUGUUUGACAGUCUUCUGCUCUGUGGGAAUGGAGUAAGAACAGCUAGAACCGCAGACUAGUCAAACUUCUCCAGUACGUUGUUUGCUGAAAGCGCUCCUGGCUAUCUAGCUUAACUGAAAAGCUUAGUGUGUGGGGGUUAAAUAAAUAAAUAAAUAAACAAAUAAAAGAAGUAUGAAGACCGCAGAGAGAAAUGUGGUGCGUCUUGCAGUUGUGCAGCACCUUCGGGCAACUUUCGCCAUCAAGACGAAGAACUGGAACAAAUGCAAAAGCAACAAGUCCCCAUCAGGCAGUGCGACAAAGGUCUUUGGAGUGGCUUUAGAAAGUCUAUCACAUUGUCAUGUGCUAGACUAUGGAGAUCUACCCUGCUUCCUAGUGGAUGCCUGUACAUUCCUUCUGGGCCAUUUGGACACAGAGGGCCUGUUUAGAAAAUCAGGUUCUAUUGUUCGAGUGAAGGCGCUUAGGGUGAAGUUGGAUAAGGCAGAAGAGUGCCUGUCCACUGCGCUGCCAUCGGAUAUAGCCGGACUCCUGAAGCAGUUCUUCAGGGAACUGCCUGAGCCUCUUGUAGCCACAGACCUACAGAGCAGCUUUCUAAAAGCCCAGGAGCUGCCAACUUCGGAGGAGAGGACCUCAGCAACCCUCCUGCUGUCCUGUGUGCUGGCACAUGAGAAUUUAAGCAUUCUACGCUACUUCUGCAGCUUCCUGAAAAUGGUUUCUCAGAGAUCUGCUGAAAACAAGAUGGACAGCAGCAAUCUUUCGGUCAUUUUCGCCCCAAACCUCUUUCACUGGGGGGACGGAACAGAGAAAGUGAACGCCAGCACAGAGAAAAGACUAAAGCUUCAAGCUGCUGUGGUGCAGUGCCUCAUUGAUAACUCUCAGGAUCUAGGUGUGGUACCAGAGUUCCUUAUGGCCAAAGUUCCAGCCAUGCUAGGUUGUGGAUCUGGAGUGUUUUCCCCUUCAGAUGCUGCGGAGGAGGGAAUCACACCAUCGGGUGUAAAGAGAUGCAGGCGCAGUAUUGGAGAUAUGGUAAAUGGAGCUCUGACUAGGUUAAAAAGUAGUAGAACUCCUUCAGAUACACCUCAGCCUGAUGGAACAGUCAUUUCCGCUGGGACCCCUGUUGUUGGAACGCCUAAGCGCAAACUGCCUCUGGAGUCAGGACACAGUUAUGGACUCUCCAACAAGAAGCGGAGGUCUAUCAAGAACCUCGGGCUGGACCUUCUACCGAAUGCCUUUUUUGGAGGAAUCUCCACACCUGGAUCAGUCCACAGUGCCUCAGGAGCCCUGGAUUCAUGUGGCUCGCCCUCAAUUGGUAAAAGUAGCCGUCUGACUGUCAGCUCAGCAAGAAGAAAGAGCAAAAGACUGAGCCACAGAAAAGUAAACAGAGUUGAAUCAGGAAAGGCUGGCUGCUUUUCCCCAAGAGUAGCCAAAAAAGAGACGAGAAAGUCCCUGCGUCUGCGCUUCAGCUUCGGGAAAACCGGCCGAGAUUGUAGUGUCAUUUCAAAUUCUCUACCGGUGCCAAAGGGGUCAGAGGUCAUUGGCUGGCGCCUAGCGACACAAGAGAGCGUCACCGGUUUUCACUUCAAAGACGCUGCAUUUAGUCCAGCUAUACUGACAAACAACACUUCACAAGGAACGAAAUACAUCAGUAAAUCUGAAGAUAACCUGCUGACCCCUCAUGAGGCAGAAGAGCCCGGGACGUCCUGGAGUAGGGAGACUCUAGAUGGAAUCACAGAACACACUUUCUCUGAUACGCCAAUGAAAGCAUACCUCAGCUACCGCUCAGAACCAACCAUAGUCAUCAGGAAACCGGCUAUAGUCAGCACCAUUCCGAAGAGCCUCUGCUGUGCUGCUAGUGGUGAGAGCUUAGCUAGUUCAGAGUCUUUCCAAGAGGAUGACUCUCGGGCAGCUCCUAAUCUUCAGCGAGUCAGUGGAGCUUUUGCUGAAUCUGACAGUAAGAGUCAUUCUGCUGAUAGAGAGGAACCCAAAGAAAAAACAGAGGAACCUUCAUGUUCCUCUUUCAUUUUGCAAGCUUCAGGUGAACUGAAGAAACCUGCUGAAACGCCACAGAAGGUUUUGAAGGAUGAUAGUCAUAAUAUCACUGUUGAACAAAUUGAGUUUGUUCCCUUGUCUCCUCUGCAUAUAGACAGCACUAUGUUUGAAGCUGCAGAGAGUUCAGAUUUAGUCAAAGAUACCCACCAAGUGUCUGUGAGUGCUGACAAUGAGUGCAGCUCGCAGUUUCAAGACAUCUCUGCAGCUUCUGCAGACUGCAGCCAGCUGAUUGACGCUCUAGACCUCCAAAGCCCUGUGGCCUUCAGGCCCAACAGCUCAAUCACAGUUCAGUCUACACCAUUUUCAGGAAGAGAGAAAACUGAGGAACGGAAUACGUUGCGGUCUGUGAAGUUCAAAGAGCCAUUGUUUUUGGAAAAGUGUUCCGAGUCUUCAAGUCAGCAUGGAGCCAAACUUGGACCCAUGGAACCAUGUAAAGUGAGAGUGGCUGACCAUGUCCAGCGGUUCAACAUGCUGACAAUCAAUUCGCCCAAAGCCCGAUCUCGAUCUCCUUUGAAGUUCCAACGAACACCCGUACGGCAGUCAGUCCUGAGGUUCAACUCUCUGAACCAGAGGAAAAAUGUCAGGUCUGGGUGGUGUGCUACAAGAGAAGGUUCCUCCAUGGUUAACGCGGUUAGUUUAGAAAGUGAUGAUUUCAGUGGAGUUCAACAACAACCUCAACCUGGUGAGGUCUCCUGCCCAUCUCCUAAUGAUAAUGAGGUUUCUUCAAAGCCAAAGCUACCAGUAACAGCCAACAGUAGGCACUGUGCCUUGGGGGAUGUAACCAACAUGGUGGCACCCAAAGCAAAGGACAAUGGAUCAUCAGCCCCUAAAUGUGCCACGUCAGAAGCGGCCAAGUCUGUCCUGCUUAAAACAGCUGAGAAAGGGUACCGAGGUUCACCCAAGAACCCCCUUACACACAGCACACUUCUCUCAGCUAUGAAACCUAUAGAUCUGUGAAAGUACCAUAGAAUUGAAAUGAGUCAUUUCAGCUUAUUGCUUUGCUAUUUCUUAAUUUCAUCUUCAGGGGUCUUAAUUUAUUCUGUGACAUUGCUUUUAAGCUGUUCUUGGUUUAAUGUAGUAGUUGUGAUAUAUGCAUUCAUUCAGUCCAGCCAUGACAUUAGUUAAGUUAUGGGCCAGAAAAGUGUGAUGAGAAAACACAUCUGAACAACGAUGGAACAUCGUUCUGGGUGUUUUAUUAAUGUAGCAGAAGCUAAAUUAAUAGUCAGUGGUAUAAUGGCAGAGGGCUUAACCACACUUUGUUAAAGAAACGAUACGAGAAGCAAGUGAAAGAUUGAAUGUAGGAAGUGAAAUUGUGAAGUGAAAGGGUUCACCAUAGAGUUGCUGUGUACGUCUGUGUGACCUGGAUGGAAGGAUUUUAGUUAGCAGUCUUGUUUACAUUUUAUUUAUUUGCUUUUUAUUCCAAAAUGAAUGGUUAAAGUCCUAAGCAGUGAUGUUAAUGAGUGGUGAAAAAUACUGUUGUGUGUCAAGAAGGCUUUGUAUGAAUAUAACAGUGUUAUAGAGUCAUUUUAUAACAAAUUUCAAAACAUCAAAAAUGUUAAUCUGUUAUGUAUAAUGCUUAUGUUAUAGAACUUUUUAUGAGCAUAAAAUUCAGUUACAAACUCA
Molecule: messenger RNA, 4006 nt
Organism: Ictalurus furcatus (blue catfish)
Lineage: Eukaryota; Metazoa; Chordata; Actinopteri; Siluriformes; Ictaluridae
Gene: arhgap11a
Product: Rho GTPase activating protein 11A
Exons: 12
Coding region: 509-3340 (943 amino acids)
Biological process (GO): signal transduction
Source: RefSeq, a predicted model, not a curated record